GCACCUGGGCUCCUGACACCCCUGGGACAGGUCAUAUACGCGGUGGUGAAGAAUGUUCUCUGCGGUGAAGCCCUUCGAGAACCAGGAUUAUUACAGCUUGAAGAAAGAGUGCCAGAAGAAGAAGGUUCUCUUCGAGGACCCGCUCUUCCCAGCCAACAAUGAUUCCCUGUUCUACAAGACGCAGCGGGUCCAAGGAGUGCAGUGGAAACGCCCCAAGGAGUUCUGCAAUGAUCCUCGCCUCUUUGUGGAUGGCAUCAGCUCCCACGACUUGCAUCAGGGACAGGUCGGGAACUGCUGGUUUGUGGCGGCCUGCUCCUCGCUGGCUUCUCGAGAGGUCUUGUGGCAGAAGGUGAUUCCCAACUGGAAGGAACAGGAGUGGAACACGGAAAAGCCUGAAAACUACGCCGGGAUCUUUCACUUCCAUUUCUGGCGGUUCGGGGAGUGGGAAGACGUGGUGAUCGAUGACAGACUCCCGACCAUCAAUAAUCAGCUCAUCUACUGCCACUCCAAUGAGACGAACGAGCUGUGGUGUGCGCUGGUGGAGAAGGCUUACGCCAAGCUGACGGGAUGCUACGAGGCUCUUGACGGCGGCAACACAGCGGACGCCCUGGUUGAUUUCACCGGCGGGGUCUCCGAACCCAUCGAGCUCUCGGAAGGAGAUUACAUUAACGACGCCGAUAAGAGAAAUGAACUUUUCGAGCGAGUCCUGAAAGUGCAUAAUCGCGGCGGCCUAAUCAGCUGCUCCAUCAAGGCAAUUUCAGCAUCUGACAUGGAAGCAAAGCUGGCUUGCGGCCUGGUGAAGGGCCACGCCUACGCUGUAACCGAUGUACGAAAAGUGCGCUUGGGCCAUGGGCUGAUGGCAUUUUUCAAAUCAGAGAAACUUGAUAUGAUCAGAAUGCGCAAUCCAUGGGGAGAACGAGAGUGGAACGGGCCUUGGAGUGACAGCUCAGAGGAGUGGCAAAAAGUGAGCAAGAGCGAGCGGGAAAAGCUUGGAGUCACAGUGCAGGAUGACGGCGAAUUCUGGAUGACUUUUGAAGAUUUCUGCAAAUACUUCACUGACAUCAUCAUGUGUAGACUCAUAAACACGUCGUAUUUGAGCAUUCACAAGACCUGGGAGGAGGCGGUGCUGCUGGGUGCUUGGGUCAGGCAUGAGGACCCUUUGAAGAACCGAUCAGGGGGCUGCAUGAAUAACAAGGCCACCUUUCUCCAGAACCCCCAGUUUGUGUUUGAUGUGAAGAAACCGGAGGAUGAAAUUCUCAUAUGCCUACAACAGAAAACCAAAAGGACCACACGGAAAGAUGGGAAAGCACAGAACUUGGCUAUUGGUUUUGAUGUGCUUAGGGUGGAGCUGAACCGCAAGUACCGCAUGCACUCUGUCCAGCCGAAGGUUGCCAGUUCCGUCUACAUAAACUCGCGCAGUGUCUUCUUCAGGAUGGAGCUGAAAGACGGUCGCUAUGUCAUCAUUCCCACCACAUUCGAGCCUGGUGAAACGGGAGACUUCCUCCUCAGAGUCUUCAGCGAUGUGCCUUCAAACUGCUGUGAGCUGACACUAGAUGAGCCGCGGAAAACUUGCUGGUCAGGGAUGUGCGGGUUCCCACAGGUGGUGUCUCAGGUGCACGUGGUCAGUGCUGCAGGACUCAAAAACCAAGACUCUGAAGGAGGGGCUGAUCCUUAUGUCAUCAUUAGCUGUGAAGGGACCAAGGUCCAGUCUCCAGUCAUAAAGGACAACUUGGCUCCCAAAUUUGAUGUCAAAGGCUUGUUCUACCGGAAGAAACCUGGACAGCCUAUUAUUGUGCAGGUGUGGAACCACAACGUGGUGAAGGAUGAAUUCAUGGGUCAGGUGGUCCUCGCCGCAGAAGCCAACAAUCAGCAGUCCCAGCACAGCCUCCCCCUCCAGGACAAGAGUAACAAAUCCAAUCCUCAGGUCUCUGGCUCCAUCCAGCUGGUCCUGUUCACUUGUAACACUCUCACCGGCAUCUAACCGCCACGUGCCAUAAUCGCAGGACAGCCAACUCCGCAGUGGGUGCCUUUGGAAACCCGAGGAUUGCCGGACAGUUGAGUCUCUUCAAAGACGAUGGACGUCUUGGUGUGUCCGCUCGUGUCCGCCUAAUUCCUGAGCUGAACACCGAUCUUCUCUAUCUAUUGCCACAUGGUAAACCUAUCCAGCGAGAUGCAUGCAGCCCUAUGCUUUUCAAAAGCCAAAUCAAAUCCACUUACAGGGAAUGGCAGUCAGUGAUGGUAAUCGGUGACUACGCCACCAUAUCUUGUGUCCUCGUCCAUUUAGGUUUCAUUGAAUAUUUAUACUUCGUGAUGUAUCUACUCUAGGAAGAAUUUAUCACUAUUAACAAAUCAUUAUGUGCGGAUCAUAUCGC
This is a messenger RNA of Nanorana parkeri, 2372 nucleotides long. It is a transcript of the gene CAPN5, whose product is annotated as calpain 5. Gene Ontology annotation, biological process: proteolysis. Gene Ontology annotation, molecular function: calcium-dependent cysteine-type endopeptidase activity. Gene Ontology annotation, cellular component: cytoplasm. The record is from RefSeq and is a predicted model, not a curated record. The coding region runs from base 53 to 1981 and encodes 642 amino acids. Lineage: Eukaryota; Metazoa; Chordata; Amphibia; Anura; Dicroglossidae. The transcript has 13 exons.